CUGCUUCACUCGCUCCAUCACCACACAACAUACUCACUAAUGAUCUCAACAACGUCCAGCACGGCUGAGAUGGUUACACAAGGUAAACUUCAGAUCAACGCCGUGGACAAUGUCGAAGAUAAAAACUCUGGGGGACUGGGAUGUUGCGGUUGGCUGUUGGUCCUCAUAUCCCUCCUCACUGUUGCAGUAACAUUCCCACUCACAUUAUUUAUGUGUAUUAAGAUAGUGAAGGAGUACGAGCGAGCUGUCAUUUUCAGACUCGGCCGGAUCACAGACAGGAAACCUAAAGGGCCAGGACUUUUCUUUGUUCUGCCAUGCACUGAUAACUUUGUGAAGGUCGAUCUGAGAACUGUGUCUUUUGACAUCCCUCCACAAGAGAUCCUAACCAGAGACUCAGUGACAGUGUCUGUGGACGGCGUGGUGUAUUUCCGUAUACAUUGCCCCAUCUCAUCUGUGGCCAAUGUGUCAAACGCACACUCAUCUACACGACUGCUGGCUCAAACCACCCUGAGGAAUGUACUCGGUACCAAAAACCUGGCAGAACUGCUGUCUGACAGGGAGGGCAUAUCACUCAGUAUGCAGGAAGCUCUGGAUGAAGCCACUGAUCCGUGGGGUAUUAAGGUGGAGCGUGUGGAGAUCAAGGAUGUGAAGUUGCCUCAGCAGCUGCAGAGAGCCAUGGCAGCAGAGGCAGAAGCCAGUCGGGAGGCCAGAGCGAAGAUCAUUGCCGCAGAGGGAGAAAUGAAUGCGUCAAGGGCUCUGAAAGAAGCUUCUCUGGUCAUUGCUGAGUCACCCUCAGCUCUCCAGCUGCGAUACCUGCAGAGCCUCAACUCCAUCGCAGCAGAGAAGAACUCCACCAUCAUCUUCCCUGUGCCCAUUGAUAUGUUGCAGGGUUUUAUGCAGAGGAAGUGAUGAAUCUUAUAGCCAGCAAUUACUACAAGAGCUAAAUGAAUUAUCUCUUUUAGAUGCUGUAUAAGAGGCAUAUAUUGUAUUUACUGCUGAACUACACUGCACUGCACUUCUUAUACAAAGUGUUCUCAGACAAAAGAGGAGCUUUGGUAAUUUUCCCUAUAUAGGAAUGCAAACUAUAGAUAUAUAGAAUAAUUAUGUAUUUAAAGAUAUACAUAUACCAGAUCUCACUUUUGGACACUUAUUUUCAUAUUGUGAUUUAAUACUUAAUACAAAGUGCAACAUAUACAGUACUGUAUAGACAUUAGUGUCUUAUCACUGACCACAAUAUUUUUACCAGCUAAGCUACAGUUGCAGUUCUGGCGGGGGACACAUAAAUUAAUCAAUUAAUGAAAUGCACAAGAAAUGUAAAACAAAAAUAAUGCAUAACAACCUGAUAAAGACAUGCUUUCAUUUAAACUCAUCCAGAGCAUGAACUUUUAAAAUACUGAAUACAAUCUUUACAACAGAAGUCCUGUAAACAAUCAAGAAGAACUGACAUCCACCUGAUGGACCAACCUUCUCUGACAUUGGAUAUAAACUGUGAACAAAACCUCUUAUUCUAGUGUCAAACAUUCAGUAAAUGAGUACAAGGUCAUGUCCACAGGACACAGAGGGAAUCAGUGCAAUCGGAGUACCUGAUGGAGAGAAAUACCAUUUCCACUUUCUUUUAGGACACAGUAAAACCAAGUUAAACAUAAUCAACUUGUUGUCCUAACAGUAAAUGCAACUCACCUGAAACCAAAUCCCUGUUUGAGCAGAUUUCCACAUUUUAUGUGUCUGGGGGGGCUGAUUAUUAUAUCAUUAUAAUAAAAGCAAUAUUUAUUCUAUCUAUAUAUUUGCUGACUGCACAAUGCUCUUUAACAUAGUUAAACAUAUUUUGUACAUCCAACUACUUUCAUACAAAGGUUAUCUUGCAAAGGAGACAGUUGAGUUGAGUGAUUAUGUAAACAUGAGCAAACGUAUAAAAAAAAGAUUACAAUUAAUAAAAAAAAAUAAAAAAGUUA
Molecule: messenger RNA, 1952 nt
Organism: Dicentrarchus labrax (European seabass)
Lineage: Eukaryota; Metazoa; Chordata; Actinopteri; Moronidae
Gene: stoml3a
Product: stomatin (EPB72)-like 3a
Exons: 7
Coding region: 40-909 (289 amino acids)
Cellular component (GO): plasma membrane
Source: RefSeq, a predicted model, not a curated record